Molecule: messenger RNA, 1328 nt
Organism: Somion occarium
Lineage: Eukaryota; Fungi; Basidiomycota; Agaricomycetes; Polyporales; Cerrenaceae
Source: the annotation of a GenBank genome assembly
AGCAACGUUGACUAAGUGCGAGCCUGCAUCGCUCGGUCGUGUAUAAUGCCUAGUAAUUGUUCGAUUCGAUGACCUGGGGAUCUCGGUUCAUAACGUCCUACGCGCCGAUCGACCUUGGGCCCUAGAGCAAACCUGAGCAGUACUCUCAAAGCGCUAUUGAUCAUCAUCGUUCAUCCUGCACACUGGCAGGCUACAACGUGUAAAAUGAGAAACCCUUUCGUACGGAGAAGGACCCUUUGGUGGGUAAGAACUGUGCUGAAGAGACAGAAUGACCCGUCGGCCAUAUUUCAAGUAGAGAUACACGCUGUCGCUCUUUCUCAACUACUUUUGAUCUCAACAAAAGUGGGACAGAAUGCCUUCGGGGACCAUAACAUACAGGGCGUCCCGUUACUCGCAGAAACCGGGAUCCAUAGUAACAAGCCUGAUUUUAGAGGUGGCUUGCUCAAGCCUGGCUACAGACACGUUUGCUGAGCGGUGUGUCCUCCCCGAAGCCGCUCACCGCUCACUCAAACGCUUCGGGAUUAAGAGUAGCAUUGCCCUCUUUUCAAGUAUAAAAUCCUUUAGUGUUCUUCUCGCUGCCUCUCAGGUCAGCGCGAUCCCCACCGGCUCUUCGCUCACUGUUGCGAAGAGAAGCCCUGGAUGUGACGGUCUUGGAUCUGGUACCAUCGACAAGUUGAGCGGCUUCAUUCUCGUGGCAGACGAUGGAAAUGGUCACACCGAUGAGCUCAUCCUCGUUGACUCCGACAACAAGGUUGGGGAAGCUACCAUUGCUGUCCUCGCGACCUUCAGCACGGUCCCUUCUGCAAUUUUCGUACCCACCUUCUCCCUUGACACCGGCGUUUUGACUCCAGACGGUGGUGUUGAGGUUGAUCUUGCAGUUGCCGCUGGUGAUUUGCCCGGAUUUGCUGCUACCAACGGUGAAGGAGGUCACAUAUACUGUGCAGCUCCUGGAAGCACAAACAUCCCGGUGCUUGCUGUCAACGGUGACAAGGACUCGUUCUACCUCUGCCUUUCGGACGACUCGAACCCUGUUAAUCUCCUCGUCUACAAGCCUGACGAUGUCCACACGUCCUAUGACUCCACUACAUGCAAGUCUGUCGACGUGAACGUCGUGAAGCAGUAAGGGGUAAUGACAGACGCGGGAGGGAGCGUGGAUGUGACUAUUAUCUUGUCGGACUUGCAUACAAUAGUAGCCAUCAUAAGUUUCUGUUUCGGACCUUUUUACUCCUAGGACAUUUUAGGCCCGGGGUAUCUCACAGCAUGGUUGUAGAGGCGGCGUAGAGAUACAAGGCUCAAUCCAGUACUUGCCUGAACAUGAGCCAUUCAUU